Sorex fumeus (smoky shrew) is the source of this 1506-nucleotide messenger RNA. It is a transcript of the gene SLC24A5, whose product is annotated as solute carrier family 24 member 5. The coding region runs from base 1 to 1506 and encodes 501 amino acids. Gene Ontology annotation, cellular component: membrane. Gene Ontology annotation, molecular function: calcium channel activity; calcium, potassium:sodium antiporter activity. The record is from RefSeq and is a predicted model, not a curated record. Lineage: Eukaryota; Metazoa; Chordata; Mammalia; Eulipotyphla; Soricidae. The transcript is spliced from 9 exons. Gene Ontology annotation, biological process: intracellular calcium ion homeostasis; melanocyte differentiation; calcium ion transmembrane transport.
AUGCAGAAGCAAGGGGGCCCAACGUGGACGAGAAGGGCCCUGCUUCUUGGCAUCCUCUGGGCCACUGCGCACCUGCCUCCCCAGGGCGCCUCCCUGCCCCGGCGUCUCCCGAGGGCCACAGAAAACGGCACCCAGUGUGCUACUUCUCCUUCGUCUGAGUUUCCUGAAGGGUUUUUCACAAAACAGGAGCGAAUGGAUGGGGGCAUCAUAAUCUACUUCCUAAUCAUCUUCUACAUGUUCCUGGCGGUAUCCAUUGUCUGUGACGAGUACUUCCUGCCCUCCCUGGAGCUCAUCAGUCAUUCCCUUGGACUGUCUCAGGAUGUUGCAGGUGCAACGUUCAUGGCAGCCGGCAGUUCAGCUCCUGAAUUAGUUACUGCUUUCUUAGGUGUAUUCAUAACAAAGGGAGAUAUUGGGAUUAGCACCAUUCUUGGAUCUGCAAUUUAUAAUCUCCUUGGCAUCUGUGCGGCCUGUGGCUUGCUAUCUAAUGUGGUUUCCACGCUCUCCUGUUGGCCCCUAUUCAGAGACUGUGUGGCUUAUGCAAUUAGUGUAGCAGCAGUUCUUGGUAUAAUAUUCGACAACAAAGUUUACUGGUAUGAAGGAACCUUCCUGCUUUUAAUAUAUGGAUUAUAUGUCUUGGUGCUGUGCUUUGAUAUGCAAAUUAGCCAAUAUAUUAUAAAGAAAUGCAGUGGCUGCUGCACCUGUCUUAACAAAGCCAUGGAGGAGAGAAGUGAACAACAGUCAUUGAUAGGAUGGGAAGAUGAGGGUCAGCCAUUCAUUCGUCGGCAAUCAAGAACAGAUAGUGGAAUAUUUCAUGAAGAUUCUGGCUACUCCCAGCUUUCUCUAAGUUUACAUGGUCUUAGUCAGGCUUCUGAAGAUCAACCAAGUGUAUUCAGCAUGCCUGAAGCAGACUUGAAAAGAAUUUUUUGGGUAUUAUCUCUUCCUAUUAUUACAUUACUUUUUCUAACCACACCGGACUGCAGAAGAAAAUUUUGGAAAAAUUAUUUUGCAAUAACCUUUAUCAUGUCUGCACUAUGGAUAUCUGCAUUUACAUAUAUCCUGGUUUGGAUGGUCACAAUAACUGGGGAAACAUUAGGAAUUCCAGAUACAGUAAUGGGCCUUACUUUAUUAGCAGCAGGAACAAGCAUACCAGACACCAUUGCAAGUGUGCUGGUUGCAAGAAAAGGUAAAGGAGAUAUGGCUAUGUCUAACAUUGUGGGAUCCAAUGUGUUUGAUAUGCUGUGCCUAGGUGUUCCAUGGUUUAUUAAAACAGCAUUUAUAAAUUCAUCUGCUCCAGUAGAAGUGAACAGCAGAGGACUAACUUACAUAACUAUCUCUCUCAAUAUUUCAAUUGUUUUUCUUUUUUCAGCAGUUCACUUCAAUAGAUGGAAACUUGACAGAAAGUUGGGAGUAGUCUGCCUAUUAAUAUACUUGGGGCUUGCUACAUUAUCAGUUCUAUAUGAACUUGGGUUUAUUGGAAAUAAUAAAAUUUGGGGCUGUGGAGAUUAA